CUAACAGAGGCAGAAAUGAGGUUUAAAGAAAAGAUAGUGGUGGAAACUAUGAAGCUGAACAAGCAAAUAAAACAAGCUCAAAUGGAACGAGAACGGCUGAAGGAGGAAACCAGGCAGCUACACGCUGAAAAGUUACUUGUCCAGGCUGAAAACAAAUUCUUUCUGGAAUACGUGACCAACAAAACUGAGGAGUAUAGAAGGCAACCUGAGGAACUGUGGAACAACUAUUUACAAGAAAGUGGCGAGAUUGAACGAAGGAGGCAAGAAUCAGCCUCCAAAUAUGCAAAACAAACUUCAGUGCUUAAAACAGAGCUCUUGGAGAAGGAAAAGAUCCAUUCCAAUUUGAAGCAGCAGUUGCAAGCAUUGAGGGACAUUUCAGUAUUAAAGGAGAAACAGGAGAGGGAAAUGCAGACAUUACAAGCGGAGACAGCUGCAAAGAAACAGGAAAUCCAUGUCCAGUUCCUCCAGCAAAAAGCAUUACUGGAGAAACAACUGACUGAGCCAGACAUGAGUCAACUGGGAAAGAGAAGAAGAAAGGAGCUUAACAGGAAGACCCAGCCCUUGGAGUUGGCAGCAAAGCAGUAUAAUUUUGAGUUCUACCGUGACAUCAACAGAGAGAACCAGCAGUUGAAGGAACUACUGCAGUUAAAUCAGCAAUGCCAGGAGUUGCAGGCCACACCAAGCCAGUUAAAAAAUCAGAAGCAGCAGCUGCAGCAGGAGCAGUGGUAUGUGGAGUGCUUAAUGCCGGGGAGGCGACGACUGCAAGGCAGGCACAAUGGUGCCCAAAAGGACAGGGUGCUCCAAAGACCACACCGACCCCUCCCCUAGGCACGAAAUCAAGGAUUAAUCCAAAGUAAUUCCUAAAAUAACACUGAUUCAGUAAGGACCAGAGCAGGUAUUCUUAGGUGCCACAUAAACCUGGUUAGGAAGACUUUUGGAUCUCAGCUUGCUAUGGCAAAAUAUCCAUCGUGAUGUGUUAGUGUGAAGAAUUAGGUGCUUUUUUCCAGCAGUACUAGAUAUUUGUGUGACUGGCUACCCUUAACUAGGUUUUUCUUUAAUUAGCUCUUGUUAAUAAACAGGAUGUUCCUCAAACCUCCAGAUAACCUAAUACCAUAUGCCAAAUAUCUGUACAUUAAACUAGCUCAAGAAAGCCACCUUGAGGAAGUGAAAGGAAAACAGUUGGGUGAUUUAUUUCAUCUAGCUAAGUUAGAUCUCUUUAUAGAAAAAGCACCAUUAAGGGUAGCAUUUCAGAUUGACUAUGUACUGCUUCCUGCUCUGUAAACAACCAAUAUCAGUUUAUCCUCAUUCCUUUAGGCCAACUCAGCACAUAAAGGCAAAGUGUUUUUAAGUUUUUUUUAAAGUUUGUGCCAGUGACCAGGUAGCUCCUUCUGUAGUUUUCUCAUGAGUGAAAAAGUACUCUAAUAACAGCAAGUUCAAAAAGCACUGGGCAGGAUGACCUUUUGUCUGAAGCAGCCCCUAAAAUUUUACCUCUGAGUAAAUUGGGAAACAAAGAUAAAGGGAACGUAUAUUAGGUCAACUCUCACUUUUGAAAAUGUUUUCUGUAAAGAAAUAUUUCCAGUAUUAAUGAAGUGACUGAAUAGCUCUGUUUCAGGAAAUUGUAUCAAAAGAAAAUUUAAAAUUAUUUUUUUAAAGAGUUUUGUGCCAUCUAUUUCCCUAGCAACAUCCUGAAUUCUAAGACGACAAGAUUAUUUAAUGUUAAAUAUAGCAAGUACUUUAGUUUUAGGUCACUUACUACAUUUUCUUACUAUAUGUGCACUUAAUAGUACACGAAAUGCCUUUUGUAA
Molecule: messenger RNA, 1805 nt
Organism: Ceratotherium simum simum (southern white rhinoceros)
Lineage: Eukaryota; Metazoa; Chordata; Mammalia; Perissodactyla; Rhinocerotidae
Gene: CCDC121
Product: coiled-coil domain containing 121
Source: RefSeq, a predicted model, not a curated record